AUGGCCGGGAUAAGACGGGUUCCAGAAGAUGUACUCGAAUAUUAUCUUUAUCCAUUAAUUUGUGAAGACUUAAAUGAUGAAGAAUUAUUUGAAUAUCUUGAAGAACAGAAGGAUAUUUAUCUUGCCCACCUGAGCCACUUAUUAGUCGAUUACAUCUGGCAGAACGAAGCAUUUAAUUUAAGGCCUAUUCCGGGAAAUGUUUCUGUGCCUCCACAUCUCUAUGGAUCAUUCAACUUUGGAGACAAUGUGGAAGAUGAAUGGUUUGUUGUUUACCUCCUGUGCCAACUCACUAAAACAUUCUCUGGCCUUCUUGUUCGGGUUCAUGAUAGUGACCAGGAAUUUUUGCUGAUAGAAUCUGCUGAGGUGUUACCAAAAUGGCUGAAUCCAGAUACAGCUGAGAAUCGAGUUUUCCUUUACAAUGGAGAUCUUCAUAUUAUUCCUAUUCCUGAAUCUCCACAAGAUGUUGAUGGUUUACCCCUUUUUACACCAACUCUGCCUGAGGCAAUAAACUUUACCCUGCAAAAAGCAGAGGAUGAUCUUCAUUUUGCUCACUGCUUCCUUCCUGCUGGUUUGGCAGCUAUUUUAGAACAACGACCAUCACUUGUUGCUGCCGGCGUAAAUGCUUUUUAUUACAGAAGUCCUGAUGAUCUCAAGGCAUGUCGUACAUUUAAAUAUUUUCGCCCAGGAACCAGAGUAAUGUCCAGGGUGAAAUUCACAAAGUGUCUUUAUGCUCAACUGGUUCAACAAAAGUUUCAGCCACAUCGUGAAAGUGGUUGGAUUCUUCCUAAUUCCUCAAAUUCCAAAUUCAAAGCACAUGACUUAGGAAUGAAGUUGGCACAUGGUUUUGAAAUUAUCUGUUCUAAAUCCUCACAAAAGUCUAAUCAAAACAAUGGUACUUUGGACAAUUUUGAAGUGCACAAUAUCAGAUGGGAACGUUUUCUCUCCAGUCUUUCUAACAACGGAUAUUUCAAGGGUGAAUUGCAGUCUUCCAAACACCAUACAGAACUCUUGAAAAAAGCGCAGCAGUAUUUUAAGGAGAAUAUUCAGAGUUCCCAAAGACAUGAAGAUGAAGAUACUGGAAAUUUAAUUCUCACUUUAUUGGAAAAUACACCAUACAGCAUAGAAGAGAUGAGGCUGAAAGAGAUCAACCUCCCUCCACCAGAUGAUGAUUCUUGGCUGGAUAUUAGUCCUGAUGAAGUUGAUGAUAUGAUUAGAAGUUCAGGAGGAAAAAUUUCUGGAACUUCUCCAAAUCCAUUUGAUCUGAGCCAAAUGACAGAGAGCAUGAAGUCAUUUGUAGAUAAUAUUUCGGAUUAUGAAGGAGCAGAAUUUCCAAAGUAA
This is a messenger RNA of Acanthosepion pharaonis, 1338 nucleotides long. NCBI's taxonomy places the organism in Eukaryota, Metazoa, Mollusca, Cephalopoda, Sepiida, Sepiidae. The record is from the annotation of a GenBank genome assembly.